AUGACAGAGGUAUCCUUCGCCAAGUCGUUCCUUGCGGCGCUUGACAAUCGUCCUCAGAAGCUCUCUGCCGACCAUGUCGAGGACCCGAAGAGCUAUCCACGCCAGACGGCUUACAUCUUGCCGCGGAUGCCGAAGCCCAUGAGCAAGCGAGUCAAGCUCACGCCUGGUCAAGAGCGAAGCGUCACCGUUCACAUCAAGUCGCUUCGCAACCCGCCUCUCGACAUCAAGCUUACCUCCCAGCCACUGCACACCUCGAUCCUCGAUGUCAAGACAGCAGUAUCAGAGCAGGCGAAGAUUCCCUUGGACAAAAUAAAGGUUCUAUACAAGAAGAAGCCAACACAAGACAGCAAGGUGUUGAAGGAUCUGGUAGAGGAGAGCGAGAGCACUGUUGAAUUCUCGGUCAUGGUGAUGGGUGGUGCGGCGGCUAUUAAGGCGGAUGAGCCAGAGGUCAAGAGCAGCCCGGCGCAGGGGCUAAGUGGUGAAGCAGUGCUGCAGACGGACGAGUUCUGGACAGAUCUGAAGGGCUUUCUCUUACAGAGGGUGCGGGAUGAAAAGCUCACUGAGGAGCUGGUUGGCCGAUUCCUGUCCAGUUGGGAGUCCAGGUGA
Molecule: messenger RNA, 606 nt
Organism: Phaeoacremonium minimum UCRPA7
Lineage: Eukaryota; Fungi; Ascomycota; Sordariomycetes; Togniniales; Togniniaceae
Exons: 2
Coding region: 1-606 (201 amino acids)
Biological process (GO): post-translational protein targeting to endoplasmic reticulum membrane
Molecular function (GO): protein binding
Source: RefSeq, a predicted model, not a curated record